UCGACCGUCUCUCCUCCAGCAGCCGCCUGGUUUCUCUGCAACCUCCUGCCGCUUCAUCAUGGAUCUGGGGACUAAAAGAGCCGCUUGGAUUAUAGCUCCGCUCGCCCUGCUUCUCUUCAGCUCGUACGGGACAACUGGAGAAGAGGUGUGUGAUAGCCCACUGGUCUCCAACCUGCCACCAUCAUCCUUCAAGAGCUCCUCCCAGCUGUCCAGCAGCCAUGCACCAGGCUUUGCCAAGCUCAACAGAAGAGACGGAGCUGGAGGUUGGUCACCUCUUAUGUCAGACAGGUAUCAGUGGCUUGAGGUUGACUUGGGUGAGCGGACUAAGAUCACCGCUGUUGCCACACAGGGCCGUUAUGGCAGCUCUGAUUGGCUAACGUCUUACCUGCUGAUGUUCAGUGACACGGGACACAACUGGAGGCAGUAUAGACAGGAGGACAGUAUUGGGUCUUUUCCAGGUAACAGUAAUGCAGACAGUGUGGUUCAGUACAAGCUGCAGCAGCCGGCGAUUGCCCGCUUCUUCCGCCUCUUUCCUCUGGACUGGAAUCCGAACGGGCGGAUUGGACUCCGACUGGAGACCUAUGGAUGCCCUUACACCUCUGAUGUGGUGAGUUUUGAUGGCGGCAGCAGCGGUCUGGUGUACUGGUUGACUUCUGGGCUUAGGCGGACAUUCAGAGAUGUUAUCACUCUGAAGUUUAAAGCCCUGAGGAAUUCUGGGACACUGCUGCAGGCAAAAGGACAGGAAGGACUCGGCCUGAAUCUGGAAUUAGAGAGAGGAAAGCUACUGCUGCUGCUGAGACAAGGUAGGACUUCAUCCACUGAUCCCCAGCGGCUCGUUUCCCUCGGCAGCCUGUUAGACGAUCAACACUGGCACCAUGUAACGGUGGAGCGACGCAGCUCUCACCUCAACCUCACUGUUGACAAACACACAGAGAGGGUUCAGAUCCCUUCAGAGUUCAGCCACUGGGGCAUUGAACAGCUGAGUUUGGGGGCAGUUCAGGGUGAAGUCUCUCAGAAACCAGUAACCUCCAAGAGGAACUUCCACGGUUGCCUGGAAAACCUGCUGUACAAUGGCCACAACCUGAUAGAACUAGCUAAAAACAAAGACCAACAAGUUCAUAUUUUGGGCAAUGUCACCUUCUCAUGUGCUGAGCCAGUUUCUGUUGCGGUGACGUUCACUGGGCCCGAGAGCUUCCUCCAGCUACCUAGGACUUUAACGUCUUCGUCAGGGGGCGUAUCUGUGGGGUUCCAAUUCAGGACAUGGAACAAGGAGGGGCUUCUGCUUACUUUUGACCUUCCUCAGCAAGGGGGCGUGGCCUGGUUGUACCUGAGUGAGGCCAGACUCCAACUACAGAUCCAUAAAGGUGGCAGGGCGCUGCUGGAGCUCAGCACAGGUGCUGCUCUGAAUGACGGUCAGUGGCAUUCAGUGGAGCUGAAUUCCAGACGAGGACGUCUAACCAUCACAGUGGAUAAAGAGGAAAGAGACAGCACUCAAGCCAGCCCAUCAUUUCCUGUCACUGUAGAAAGUCACCUCUUCUUCGGAGGUUGUCCUGCUGAAGAUGACAGUCAGAAGUGCAGGAAGCCCUUUAAUGCCUUCCAGGGCUGCAUGCGUUUAUUUACUAUGGACAACCAAGAAAUGGACCUGAUUAAAGUGCAGGAAAAGCAUGUGGGAAACUACAGCAACCUGCAGAUUGACAUGUGUGGAAUCAUUGACAGGUGCUCUCCCAGUCCCUGUGAACAUGGUGGGCGCUGCAGUCAGUCUUGGACUGUCUUUCAUUGCAACUGUUCUGACAGCGGCUACGGGGGAGCGACCUGCCACAGCUCUGUGUACAGACAGUCCUGUGAGGCGUACAAACACAGUGGCAACACAUCGGGACAUUUUUAUAUCGAUGUGGACGGCAGCGGACCGAUCAAACCGCAGCUGGUCUACUGCAACAUGACAGAAGAGAAGACAUGGAUGGUGAUCCAGCACAACAACACAGAGCUGACCAGACUCCGACCAUCUCCAGGUGUAAACCAAUAUUCAGUCCACUUUGACUACUCAUCUGAGGAGGAGCAGCUGUUUGCCGCCAUUAGCCAAUCGGAGCACUGCAAACAGGAACUGUCGUACCACUGCAAAAAGUCUCGUCUCCUCAACACCCCAGAGGGCUCUCCACUCAGCUGGUGGGUCGGUGGUCCCGGUGGAGGUCGAGUCCAGACUUAUUGGGGCGGAGCUCAGCCGGGCAGCCAGCAGUGUGCCUGCGGCCUGCAGGGUGACUGUGUGGAUCUACAACACUACUGCAACUGUGAUGCUGACCGUAUGGAGUGGACCGAAGACUCAGGCUUGCUCACCCAUAAGGAGAGCCUCCCUGUCAGAUCUCUGGUGUUGGGUGACAUACAGAGGCCGGGCUCAGAGGCUGCCUACAGAGUAGGACCGCUGCAGUGUCACGGCGACAGGAACUUUUGGAAUGCUGCAUUUUUUGACAAGGAGACAUCGUACCUCCACUUUCCUACUUUCCACGGAGAGCUGAGCGCAGACAUCUCCUUCCUGUUUAAAACCAUGGCCUCCUCCGGUGUGUUUCUGGAAAACCUCGGCAUCAAAGACUUCAUCCGGAUCGAACUGAGCUCCUCCACUCAGGUGGUUUUCUCCUUUGAUGUUGGUAACGGCCCGCUGGAGGUUCGCGUGGAGUCGAGCGUCCCGCUGAAUGACAACCGGUGGCAUCGAGUCCGAGCCGAGCGAAACGUGAAGGAGGCGUCGCUUCAGCUGGAUGAACUUCCUGUCGCCACGCAGGAGGCGCCUGCGGACGGACACUUCCACCUGCAGCUCAACAGCCAGCUGUUCAUAGGAGGCACAGCAUCCAGGCAGAAAGGCUUCCGGGGCUGUAUCCGCUCUCUUCAGCUGAACGGUGUCACUCUGGACCUGGAGGAGAGGGCAAAGAUCACACCGGGGGUUCAGCCCGGUUGCCCAGGUCACUGCAGCAGCUACGGCUCGCUCUGCCAGAACCAGGGACGCUGUGUGGAGAGAGCUAACGGCUUCCACUGUGACUGCGGCCUGUCACCGCACACUGGAGUCUUCUGCCAAACAGAGGUGUCAGCCAGCUUCAAGUCAGGAACAUCUGUCAGCUACACCUUCAAGGAGCCCUAUGAGCUGAGCAGGAACAGCAGCACUCUGCCAUCCUCCAUCUACUCCGACCUGACGCUCAGAGGAGAGAACGUCUCCCUGAGCUUCAGGACGAACCAGAGUCCAGCUCUGCUUCUCUAUGUCAGCUCCUACUACAGAGAAUACCUGGCCAUUCUCAUCAAUAAGCAUGAUAAGCUGGAGGUGAGAUACAAGCUGGACAGCAACAGAGAUGCUGAAGUGCUGAGGAGCAAAGUGAGGAGCCUGGCCAAUGGACAGCUGCACACUGUUACCAUCAGGAGGCUGACAGAGUCUGUGUCUGUGCAGAUUGAUCAAAAUGCCAGAGAGCACUUCAACCUGACGUCUGAUGGGGAAUUUAAUGCCAUCAAGUCACUGGUGUUGGGCAGAGUGCACGAGUCUGAUGGCUUGGAUGCAGACCUGGCCAGGUUGGCAUCCCUCGGUUUUACAGGUUGCCUGUCAGUGGUCCACUUUAACACCAUCAGCCCUUUGAAAGCAGCUCUGCUGCACCCUGACUCCAGCCCUGUCAUCAUCUUUGGACCUUUAACUCAGUCCAACUGUGGCUCUGCAGCUUCGGCCAAUCCCUACUCAGCUGAGAACACACACCACCUGUCAGACCAGUCUGGUUCAGUGGGUUCAGGUCAACCUUUAGUCAAUUCCAUCAGGACUGACUCGGCUCUUAUUGGAGGUGUCAUCGCAGUAGUCAUCUUUGUGAUCGUGACUGCCCUGGCGAUAACGGCCAGAUUCCUCUACCGGAAGAAGGACACAUAUCGAAGCAAGGAAGUGAAGGGAGUCAAACAGGAGGACAGCCAAGACUUUCCUUUUAACAACCAGGCUGACUCCCAGAAUCUCUCCACUGAAAACCCAAAGGAGUAUUUCAUUUAACUGGAGACCUGAUGUGCUGCUGGGUUUUUGGAGCCGAAGUUGCAGACAUACACAUCUUGACAUGCCUUGGGACUUUUCAGUGCACUCAGGAGCCACUCAGACACUUCUCUGGCAGAAGUGGCUCUGCAGCACGUGAAAAGCAAAGAACAACAAUUUUCUGUUGCUUAAUGCAAAAUGUGAAUACACCGAUACAAUCGGGCAACAGUGUUGGACUUUAAGGUGUUGAUAUACUUGUUUAAGCAACUGUAAAUAUUCAAAAAUGUAAACACUGAAUUAAUGUCUUUGUAACAAUUUCUGGCUAAUGUUGAAAUGUCAGAAAUAAUGGAGGUAACAGUAUUUUUUAUUGUGCAUGGGCAGGGAAAAUGUGAAACUAUGUCCGCUUGUGUUUGGAUUUCACCUGGAGAAAGAGUAGGGGGUAAACUCAAAUACCUGUGAGAAGUUUUGCCUGAAUUUCAAAAGAUCCAACAAGAGCCAUCCAUGGAUAUUUUAUAUUUACCUUUUUCAUGUUUCCCACUAUUAUUCAGUAACUGUCUGUUUUUUUAAACACCUCUCAAGUUCUCGUUUAUGUUUGUGAGUUCAGUCGUCUAAUUAUACAGUAUACACUGAUUGCAUCCAUAGAAAUUUUCAUUCAUGUCACAAAAAAAAACAAAAAACAAACAUUCAACAGUUUUAAAUUUAAUCACUGUUGACAGAAAAGGUUUAUCAUGGCAGAAAGAAAGCAAUGUCAAAGGUCGUGGGUGGUCGCUUAAAGAUUCCGGUGAUGGUUCAUUGUAAGAUUUUGCUCAUUUCUUUUAGUUCACUCUCACCACUCAAAGCAUCUUUGGUGCCAGUAGGCAGCCGUAUGUACAAAAAUGGCUCACUGCGCUACCGGCCCAAACAUCAAGCUCAACGUGUUAGCUGGUGAACGUAACGGAGCAUUUCGCAGCUAAAGAGCCAAAUAUCUUCUUAGAGGUCAGAGACCAAACUAGAACUAAAAAAAAAACAAAGUCAUGAUACCAUGAGGGCUGGAUGUGUACCAGGGAUGUUCCUGGCGACUAAUCUGCUAGUCGUUUAAACGAGAAAAAAUUAGACUAGUCGACUAGUAUGAAAUACAGAAAACCCUCAGAAAGCAUUUAAAACUGAGCACGCUUUAAAUGGACAAAGUUAAACACAGGCCAAUCGAAUACUUCAUGUGUAUUUUAGGAGCUCUGUGUUAAUCACAUUCCUCACUGAAACGUUUGCAUAGUUCGGCUAACCUUAGCAUCAGUAGCCUUGAUUUCUUUGAUGCUAGCAUGCAGAAUAUGGUUACACCUGGCUUCAACUGCUUGGUUCUAUUCUAGUUUAUUCUGACAAAUCAGAAAAUCAAAAACACAGCUGUUUUCUUUUUUCUCUGCAGAACAGUCCUGGUUAGCUUGGUGGUCACCUGUUGGCUUGCUGCUACACAUUAAUCAAAAAAAUAUUUCUGGCACCGACUAAGACGUCUAGUUGUGGACACGUGGUCAAACAGCUACUCUGUUUACCUACUAUAAAAGCACACCAAUCUAUUGUAUUCUACUUUAUUAGUGACAGUCUGAAUCUAGCGCUGAAUGGUGGACUCCCCCAAUAAACUUCUGCAUUGAGAGGCUAUUGCUGGAGAAAAAAAAAAAUGCAGUCCACAACCAUAUCCAAAAUGGAUUAAUAGUCUUAGUAUUGUGAGCCUAAAGAUACGUUCUUUAAGUGAUUUGUUGUAGAUUCGUGUAAUUUCCGUCAGAUGUCUUUUAAUAUAGUUUCAGGCUAGUCUGACACUUUACCUCUAAAGCUUUAAUUAAAACUGAUGCGCUGAGUCGCAUGUAGCUUCAGGUGACUGCACAAAAUUACCAAUUUGAAACAGGGUAUCCCAAGAAAAUUCCUUAUGAAAAGAAGAAAAAUCAUAUAUAGAAGCCAUUUCUACUUUAAAUGGAUACUUCACAGUAGUGUAAAUUCUUCCCUGUCAGUUUUCUGGAGUCAUUUAUGCAAACCUUUGUAUGUGUUCAUGUCUGUUACAGUAAAGGUUUGACUUAUCUAAGCCACAAUUAGGAUAGUGAUACUGAUUUGGGUUUUAUUCUGUAAAGGGCAUCGUUUACACUUGGUCAUAUUUCUGCCAUAUGCAUGCUCUUAUGUUGGUGCAUUCUCAUAUUAAACAUGACCAAAGUUUGAAAUAUUAACAUCAGCAUAUGUAAAUGUGAUCCCUGUGAGCUAAAAGCUCAGGAUUCAGGCAUCUCUAAACACUUGGUUUCAGACAGUUACUACUCGGCUCUGUAUGACGACAGAAAGGGAUAUCCCAUAUAUGGUCAUCACAGCUGGUGGUAACGAGUAAAAAAGACCCAACCAUCUGCUGUUCAAAUUUUCUGUUCAUGUGCAACAGGAAAUCAAGCCUUGGUGGCACAGUAGUGCAGUGGUUAGCUCCAUGGCCUCACAGCAAGCAGGUCCCGGAUUUGUAUCCAGACGGGGGGGGGCUUCCUUUGGCUUCCUCCCACAGUCAUGGGGUUUGGUCACUGGCAGCUGAGAUAGACUUCAUCCCCCAUGAAUUGGAGAAGUGGAUUAAGAUGGAUGGAGGAAAUUAAAGUCAGUUUAAAGAGAGGAGCUAAAGCAGCUUGUUUCAGACAGGAUGAACCAAGUCCUUUUAUUAAGGUAAAUGAUUACUUCGAACUGUUAAUCAUGCAGAGCUACUUUAAUAAGUCAAAGAGUAAAAAAGUGGAGCUGGAAAUUGGCAUAAUGGGCUCCUUUAAACAGCCAAAGACCUUGAUCAUUUCUAAACUGCUAUUGCACGUGCAGUUUACUCAAGUCUUUGCAUCCUCCUCACUUUGCUUCCUCCACUUAAAAGUUUUCUCCUCCCUGCUGCAUUCUGCCUGCUGGGAGCUUCCUCACUCAGCUCCCUUAAUGUCUUUGAACAGUGAAACUUUUAACACCGACAGCGGCACCACCUCUGUAACAGUGUGGCUGUCUGUCACCUCGCUCGCUACACGCAGAGGCAGUUAAUGUGUUUUGGAAAUGCUAAUCUGCUUUGAGCUGACAGGUGGAUUGUGAUUCGAUAGAAAGCAGAAGGAGAUGAGGAGAAUCAGACAGAAAGAUAAUCUGGCAGACACUGUCAAGCACCCAUGGCUAUAAUGAAAAUUCACUCUGAUAUUAACACUUGAAAAUCAAGCCAAGCCUUCCAUGUGUUAA
Archocentrus centrarchus (flier cichlid) is the source of this 7162-nucleotide messenger RNA. RefSeq names its product contactin-associated protein-like 4. Bases 59 to 4000 code for a protein of 1313 amino acids. The transcript is spliced from 24 exons. The record is from RefSeq and is a predicted model, not a curated record. NCBI's taxonomy places the organism in Eukaryota, Metazoa, Chordata, Actinopteri, Cichliformes, Cichlidae.